Ostreococcus tauri is the source of this 774-nucleotide messenger RNA. Its product is annotated as Small GTPase superfamily, Rho type. The record is from RefSeq and is a predicted model, not a curated record. The transcript has a single exon. Bases 1 to 774 code for a protein of 257 amino acids. Gene Ontology annotation, molecular function: GTPase activity; GTP binding. Lineage: Eukaryota; Viridiplantae; Chlorophyta; Mamiellophyceae; Mamiellales; Bathycoccaceae.
AUGGGGUGCGUCGUCAGCGCGCCCGUGGACGGGUCCACCCACGCGCGAACGCUCGCGCUCGACCGCGACGGGGGCGCGGGACGACGCGGGACGACGUCGGGGCCCGGGACGCGGGCGCGCGAGAUCGAACGCGACGACGGGCGAGGCGACGGGCGCGCGCGGUGUAAAUUAGUCCUCCUGGGCGCGAGCGGGUGCGGGAAGACGUCCCUGAGCGCCCGGUUCACGCGCGACGCGCACGCGGCGAACGUCGAGGCCACGGUGGGGGCGGCGUUCGCGUCGCGGACGAUCACGGUGCGACGGGGGCGCGAUGGGGAUGAUUCAACGGACGGCGACGGCGCGAACGCGAACGCGAACGCGCUCGGCGAGGUCAAGUUCGAGGUCUGGGACACCGCGGGCGAGGAGCGCUACGCGUCGUUGGCGCCGUUGUAUUACCGAGGGGCGAGCGCGGCGAUGAUCGUGUUCGACGUGACGUCGAGGGAGACGUUGACGCGGGCGCGGUACUGGGCGAACGAGCUCGCGGCGCGGGCGGACGCGCGGUGCGCGACGACGCUCGUGGGGAAUAAAAUCGACGCCGCGGCGGCGAGGGAGACCACGAGUGAGGAGGCGGAUGCGCUCGCGCGCGAAUUCGCGAUGACGGGGGGGUACGUCGAGACGUCGGCGAAGACGGGCGCGGGCGUGCGCGAGGCGUUUGAAAUCCUCGGGCGCGACGCCUUGGCCCGCGCGCGCGACGCCCACGACCGCGCGCGCGAUGUCUCUCCCGCGCUCGCGCGCUGA